This is a messenger RNA of Diaporthe amygdali, 411 nucleotides long. Its product is annotated as ubiquionol cytochrome c reductase hinge protein. NCBI's taxonomy places the organism in Eukaryota, Fungi, Ascomycota, Sordariomycetes, Diaporthales, Diaporthaceae. Gene Ontology annotation, biological process: mitochondrial electron transport, ubiquinol to cytochrome c. The record is from RefSeq and is a predicted model, not a curated record. Bases 1 to 411 code for a protein of 136 amino acids. The transcript is spliced from 4 exons.
AUGGGUUUCUGGGACACGAUUGCCGACCUGGCCGAGUCUGUCGCGCCAUGGAGCGUCGCCGAGGCCGAGGCCCCUGCAGCAGAAGACAAGGCCGAGGAAGCACCCGCCGAGGACAGCAAGGAGGAGUCCAGCGACGACAAGUCAGAGGAGGCCGAGGAGGAGCCUGAAGCUGAGGGAGAGGAGGAGGAGGAGGAGGAAGAGGAAGAGGAUGAUGAGCCCAAGGACCCCAAGGAGGAGCUUGAGGAAGAGUGCAAGGAGUCCAAGCAGUGUGCUCCCGCUAAGCACCACUACGAGGAGUGUGUCGAGCGCGUCAACGAAGGUGGCAAGGAAGACUGCACCGAGGAGUUCUUCCACCUCGCCCACUGCGCAACGGGAUGCGCCGCGCCCAAGCUGUGGUCGAAGCUCCGAUAA